Molecule: messenger RNA, 664 nt
Organism: Manihot esculenta (cassava)
Lineage: Eukaryota; Viridiplantae; Streptophyta; Magnoliopsida; Malpighiales; Euphorbiaceae
Exons: 2
Coding region: 173-445 (90 amino acids)
Source: RefSeq, a predicted model, not a curated record
AGGUAGGUAAAGGACCACAAUCACACACAGUCCGAGAGCCCAGCAAUAGUUGGGGCAGCCAUUUCCUUUGAAAUUUUCUGAAAAAAAAAGAAGCUUUCAACUUCACUCCUAAAAUGUUAGGUGAAACGCAUUUCUGAAGUGCGUCUUGAUCGCUUCUGGAAAGAAAAAAAAAAUGUGCCCAUUGAGGCUUAUUCUGAUAUUUCUCUCCGCUACUCUUGCUGGCUUUUUCGUUGUAAGAAACUUCAAAUCACGGCCCUUCACCGCCGACGACAAUGAUUCCGAUGAAUCUUCCUCGACCGAGCGUCCAUUUCCCUCCAAGGUUCGAUCGGCAAUAGAAUCUGGAUUUUGGACCUGCGUGGACAUGGCGAGUGGACGAUACCUUUGGAGGCAUUUGGUCUCUUCUCCUUCUUCGUCUUCAUCUUCUCCUCCUAAGCAUUCUAAUUGACGGUUUGUUGUUCCGAUUUGCUGUCGGUUAAAUUUCUAUCAGAUAAUUUCCAUUAUCAUUUGUAAUGUAAUUUAAUUCACAAUGGUGCUUCUUGUUGUUGUUUAGUACUGUUGUUUGUCAUUGAACCUUAGCUUUUGCAUCAGCUGAAUCUCGUCUAGUACAAUCUGUAAGAUUAAUCAGAAUAAUGAAAGCUAAAGCUAUUCCAUUGCAUGUAUUUAA